Messenger RNA from Porites evermanni, 11353 nucleotides. The record is from the annotation of a GenBank genome assembly. Lineage: Eukaryota; Metazoa; Cnidaria; Anthozoa; Scleractinia; Poritidae.
AUGAGCCCCAUCACAGCAACUGAUUUUGGUCUUACAGUGGCCUUCUCACUGGUAGUUAUAAUAAAUCUCCUUGGUAACGGCGCGGUGUGUUUCGUGGUUUUACGGUAUCGCGGCAUGAGAGCACCUAUUAAUUACCUGCUGGUGAACCUGGCUGUGUCAGACAUGAUGGUGGCUCUUGCUAUCACUCCACAGUACGUCAUUAGAUGGACAUUUCACCACCCUAACGGUACCGCAGGAGACUAUAUGUGCAAGUUCCUUACUGGAGGAAACUUUAUUUGGAUUGGUGGAGCAGCGUCUGCAUUCUCUUUGGUAGUGGUGGCAGUGGAGCGUUAUUUUGCCAUUGUUCGUCCCCUAAGUGACCGCUCCCGACUAACAAACAGUCGAUUAACGUCCGUUAUAACAGCUUCAUGGAUUUUUGCUUUAGUUUUGAACACUCCGUUGUUCUUUAUGCUUUUCUUUGAUAACAGGAGUUCUCACUGUGUGGAGCGUUGGCCAAACAGACAGCUUGGUGAACGGUACACAGUUGUAUGUUUUUUUGCUUUUGGUGCCAUUCCGGUCUCCGCCAUGGCGUUUCUGUAUCUACGAGUUCUAUAUAAACUUUGGAAAACAGGUAUUCGAGCAACAGUUGUGUCAGAACAGGCCAGAGUCCGUGCAAGACUAAAGGUGACUAAAAUGGUUUCUGUCGUCAGUAUUAUGUACGCUGUAUGCUGGCUACCAAAUCUGGUAGUUUAUAUGCUGUCUCAAUUCGAACCAGGGAAUUACGGUUACAGUUCAUACUCAUACAUAAUUUCCGUUGUACUUUUGGGUCUUAAUUCAGCCAUAAAUCCUUUUAUUUAUGCUCUCCACAGCGCAAACUUUCGCCAACAUAUCAGGGGUGCUUUGUGUUGUAGGACCUAUCGGGCAGUAGACUUUCUCAACCCUUAUAAUAGUGCAAACAUUUCUGGUAUAAUCAGCAGUGGAAACUUAUAACUUAGCUGUCAACAAAUACAAGUGGCAUUUUUCAUCUACACUCAAGCCGUUUAAUGAAAUACUGUGGAUGUGCGGAAUUGAAUAUUAAACAAAUUACGGUUUAAAACAGGAGUACCAGGAGAAAAACCUCUUGGAGCAAGAGCGAGAAACAACAGCUAACUUUUCUUAUAAUUCCUUUUAAAAAAACUUGCAGAAACGUUUACAUGAAAAACAAAAAGAUGGUAGGGUCAUCACCGAGACAAUCAUAUAAACACAUUGGCUUGUCAAGGCGAGACGAUCGGAGCAUGCGCCAGCGCUGUUGGCUUGGACAAAGGCUGAACUUUUUUCUCAUGUAAACGCUCGCUAAUGUUUUCUCGGCUGGGAGGGUGACCCUCUUCCCCGGUAAAAACGUUUCCCCAUGUAAACGGGGCCUUGCUAGCGUAGAUACUUUAGAUUGUGUUUGGUUAACUUUCUUUUAAUAGAAAGUUUCUAAAGACAUACCAUUGACGCUUUUAAACUUGGUCGUCCAAUGAAAUUGCACAUAAGCGCUGUUUUUAGGCAGUAGAGCACACAAAUAACACCUUACACCAUUUCAUUGAGUUACAAAACCAACAUGAACAAAGAUGGUGGGUCCUACGUGUGUAUUAAUUACAAUCGUUUACAAUUUUGCGCCUCUGCACGGUUUUACUAAUCUCGCAGGCUUAUAACAAUAUCAACAGAUACCUCUUAUUUCCAUAUUUCUGUAAUUAAAAGCUUUUUUUUAAAGUUUAUUGAUUAUCAUGAUUAUUAUUUGUUUUUUAAUUGCCUGUCAAUUUAAAAUUUAUCGCUGGCAAAGCACUUCUGCUGACAUUUCAGGGACGGCGGAGCGCAAUUUCAACUUGCUAGGGCGGGGGACUGCGCUUGAAAACUCGCACUCGUUACAAGGCUGGUCUCCUCCUCCAUAGGCUCGGAAAUGAUGUUUUCAACACUCUCCAUGAGACAUUUCCCUAGACAACCUCAACCUGGAUAAGGUGUAAGAUGACAGGUACUUCCACUGCUUACAGCAUGUACCUUAUAACUUAAACAAAAACAUUUUUCCUCUAGAAAUGUGGGGGGCAGCCCCCCCCCCCCCCCCCCCCCCCCCCCCNGCUCCUGCGUUCCUGUAUUUUCAAGUGUAAAAUCCAAAUAUAGGAAAAGUCUCGUACUGAAUUUUUAUACUUUGCAUUCUCGAUUGUUAAAGUACUUGACGUACUAAAAUAUUAAUAUGUCAGUUGAAUAUCACAAAAAUGCAUGCGUCAUGAUGUUUCCUUGUGUGAUGGUUGUCAUUUUCCUGGAGGUGUCAUCACCAACUCUCUCCAAUCUUUAGAUCCUUACACUGCACGAAAAAUUGGAUUUACACAAAUUUACUCGGAGUAAAUAUGGUGCAAAAAAGUGCAAACUAGGGGGAAAUUAAAAGCAAAGAUGGUAAAUACCGCAUUUGCUGGCCAGUUUACAUGGGGGUGUAAAUUUUAGGGCAAAUGCGGUAUUUACCAUCUUUGUCCUUUAUUUAACCUUAGUUUACACUUUUGUGCACCAAAUUUGCACUGAGUAAAUUUGGUGUAAAUCCAAUUUUUCGUGCGGUGUUAUGAGAAGGGACCGAAUUGGACAAACAAACCUCGCGUGAGUUGCUGUUUGUUAUGGAUUUGCAAAAUGAAUACCUGUACUCUCGAGCGUUAAACUGCUAGACGUUAUAAAAUAUAUUGCAAUUGAACAUCACAACCAUGAAUGAGGCGUCAUUUUUUAGUAAUCUAAAUUGUCAAUGUCUUUCAUUGAAUCUGGGAGCCAGUCUGUGGCCUUGUUUGGGUCAUGUUAUCUGAUUUUGAUUGGGAUUUAUCUCCAGCAAUUCUUUCAAAGCUUUCAUUUGUCUAUUUCUGCCUUUUUGUGUCGAUCUAUGAGCCUUCAUUUAAGUUUUAAUGCCGCAAUAAAAGUGCUUCAAAAUACUGGCCUGUCGAGAUAUCGCGUGCAUUUUGAAUGCAAUAUCACAACAUUGCCCUUGUAAGCUGACUGCUGCAUGAAAUCAAUGCUGACACGGUUCUUUGUUACAUAUUUACUUGGUCAAUCACUCAGACAGAUUUUAUUUUGUAUCUCUCACUGUUUUCCAAAGGAUCGCCUUAACCCCUUUUUCAGAACCAAGGUAGGUACAAUAUGGUGACUAUUUUGUUGUCUGUCCCGAAAGCAACAGCUAGCGGCAUUUAAUUUGUGGCUAGAUGAACGUACGAUUCUACUAAAAGUAUAUUUGCCUAUGAUAUUUGUGUUUGUUUAAGUGACCGUUAAUGAAAAGUAAAGUAAGAUGAAUUCCAUCCACGGCUACUCCGUUAUACAUAAGAUUUCUGUCAUAUUUUUUAUUUGUAUGAAAACGUAUUCACCUCGUGUUUAAUAGUACAUUGGCGAAGGAUAAUUAUGCAAGAGGAGGAGGCCAUCCAUAUCAGACGUCAUCGUUCAACCCUAUAUUUAAAGUUAUACAUACACUUCCCCAAGCAUCAAUUAUGUGUUGAUGUUUUCUUUAAGUAAUAAAUAUAUAAAACAGAAGUGAAGAAGUGUUUUUAAAAAGUUAAUUAUACAUGUAUAUGUAGAGCAUUUUUCUGAUCGCUGGUACUCCGCUACUUAACUUAACAGACAAGCCAUAUUUUUUUGCUUUAUUUUUGAAGCGCCUUAACAAAGUGGCAAGCCUUCUGCCAUUUAACCAUCCAAAAGGGUCGGACAGGCGCGAAAUAACUGAAAUGAAGAUCUAAAAAGGUGCCGUUUUGCCUUUACUUUUUCUAACCAUCGUCUAAACACGUUAACAAAACAGUACAAUAUGAUCAAUUAUUAUAUAAUUAUAUAAUAUAAUAAAUAGUUUUCUAUUUUAGCGAUCUUUGGCCUGAGAGGAGCGGCAGAAAACCUUAAAAUGGUUUCGUCUUAUUUUAUGUUUUAUUGCUGCGCAUUACAUUAAAAUAUGAGUGUGAAGUUAAAUUUUUAAAGCAAGUAAGAUUCAGUAGCUCGAUAGACCUGGAUACAAAUACUUCAAUAAAAUAUUCUGCCAUCUAUGUUUUUCCUUAAAUUUAGAACUAGGGUGGUAAAAAGCAUGAAAACACUGAGCAUGGAACGGCUGCUCAUUCGAUAGCCCAAAUCGUAGUCUUCCCACAAUCUGAUUACAAUUUAAUUUCUUAAAAACUCCUAGGCUAUCAAAUGGAUAUGCCACAGAACAAUCGUUUGGAAAUUGUCAUAAACUCAAAGACCUAAUAAAAUAAUAAGUUAUUGGACAACUGAAGCUUUAGGGUAAAAAACCGAGAGAAAAAUAAUUUUGACUUAGGAUCGCUAUUGGUGGAAAUUGAUGACCGGAAGUCAUUGACGACAAGAUUGUAUUUGUAUUCUAUAAGAAGCAAUAUUCAUUUCACUUCAGUAGAUAACAGAAUUGACAGUGGUUGUAAACUUUCAGUUUUGACACUAAGAUGCAUCAGAACUUUUCGUGAUUAAACGUGACCAGCGUUUUGAUGAAGUGCAUCAUCCUACUGCCAAAAGCGAUCACUGGUGAUUAAACUCAGUUCUCUUUGGUUCAAUUUUCACCUUUUCUGGAUCGAGGCACUUUAAGGCAAACUCAUUGUAUCGUUAUCCCGCACCAUAGAGGCUCUAUUUUGGCACCACUCUCAAUUGGAAAAUUAUGUUUAGUUUGUAACCUGUUUGUAACUCAGUGCCAGCUGCGUGUUGGUGAGUUGCAUUGAGAAUUAAUUAAUUUAUUGUUUAUUGUUUAUUGUUUUGUUUGCCAAAAAAUUAUACAAAUCAAAUAAAAUCUAAUUACCUUAACUCUCAUGGCGAGGAAGCCCAAGAGAAGCCACCGGGCUUAUAAGGAAUGGGCUCCCUCAGUUAGAUAAUUAGAACAAAAUAUUAUCAUAAUUACACACGGGAAAAAUCAAUGGCAGAGCUACAGUAAAUCUUAAAAUAAGUAUAUUAGAUAGUCGUACUAAUCAUAGUUCUAGGGUAAAAAAAGCGAAAUGACAAAAAGAAAAAAAAACAAAACAAAACAAAACAAAAGAAAAUAAAAGAGCAAAGGAAGAAAAAAAAUACAUAUAUAUAUAUAUAUAUAUAUAUAAAUUACUAUUUAUGAUAAGAGGAAUGCUUUCAGCUUACAGCAAAAGGAAGCGGUACUUGUUGCAUUUCGAAUUUCAAAACUAAGAGAGUUAAAAAAUUUAGGACCUUGGAAACUGAUGGAGAACUUUCUUAUAUUAGUCCUGCAUUGUGGUAAAUAAAAAUGCUCCGAACUUCUAGUGCCAUAAGAAUGCACCUCGCGUGUCACCAGAAACAUGUUAUUGAAGCUAUAAGGAAGUAAGCCAGAUCUGUAUUGAUACAUAAAUUUUCCUAUUUGAAGUUUGUAGAUACUCUCAAGAUUCAGAAUUUUUAAAUUUUUAAAUAAGGGGUCAGUGUGAGCAUCGAAAGCACUCCUCGACAUUAUUCUUACGACCCGUUUUUGAAGUGUGAUUAAUCUUCUGAGGUUUGAUGGGUAAAAAUUUAUACAUUUAGUUCCCAGUGUUGGCUGUGCUCUUAAAGUUGCUGUUGUGAGUUUUCUGUUAUUGUAUAGGCAGUCGCUAUAUCAUUCUUUUUACCGCAUUUUUAUGUAAUUGUAGUUCAGUGCCUUAUGGUAUUCCUUUUCUUAGGAAGACUACCUUAAAUGAGAGGAUAAACGGCUCUUCCAGCAAUUCUGUUCACCAUGAUUUUCAAGAGUAUACUAGCGGCGUGCUCGAUCAUGGUUGGCGUUAAUCUGCUUGGCAACUCACUCGUCUGUUUCGUUGUACUUAAAAAUAAAAGUAUGAGAACAACUAUGAACUUUCUGCUUGUUAACUUGGCAGUUUCUGAUAUGAUUGUUGGUUUCUUCUCCAUAUUCAGGUGAGUCUGUUAUAAUAGUAGCGAAUUUCUUAUUCAGGGAAAUUUUAAAGCAAAGGCGACAAGGUAAAGGCAGUGUAAAUAUGUCACAUUUGAAGUUCAAUCAUGUCACGAUUUCCCAAACGUAACUCCAUCGUGAUUACUCCAUCUCGCUAAAUUAGUCAAACGUAGGCGAAUUAAUUCUGCAAAUUUAUAGUUCCUAAGGACUUAUUUCAAAUUAAGAAAGACAGAGAAACUGGACACGAUGACAGCGAAGAAACGGUCGAAAAAAAAAAAGGAUGCACAGGCUGCUACAGGAAAAUGGCGAAAUCCUAGACCCGAAGGCGAAAGUUAAAAGUCCAAGACAGGAAGAAGCACGCAAAAUCGAAACUUAGUAAAUCAUCGAAAAAAACUUCCGAAAUGGAGAUUGGAUGACAACAAAAAUACCAUGGCCCACAUUUUUUAAGUAGCAUUUGCUACCCCAAAAGGGAUUUUCACCUUGUCGCCAAGUUAAUGUUGUUUCAUGAAACGCAACAUAUUUGUAGCCUCAGUUGUCAUCACUGCCACUCUGUUUUCUCCGCCCACAGUUUAGGAAAAUCUUUGAGCAUGAUUUUAAUAAUUUUAUCCAUAAACAUCUAUGAAAUCACUUACUGAUCUUAUAUCUUUCCUUAUUUGGCAAGUCUCAUGGCUUUCAGGGGAAAAUGUAGAAUAUGUCUUCUUUCGUUCCAUCAUCAUUAUCAUCACCAUUUUCAUCAUCGUUAUCAUGGCGAUCAUCACGUUCAUUAUAGCUGCGCGUCCCUUUGAAAUAAACCUAUGCAUGAUAUCUAUUAAUCUUCACGUUCGGUUCUCCCUCGCCGUUUGAGAUAACACUGUCCAACAUACAGGUUCUACGUUUUUGAGCCGACUGGAAUAGCUUCAGAUAGUUUACUCACGCUACCCUCUAGCCAUUCCCCUUUCAUCCUGAUUCGUCUUCUAUAACAAUUUGUAAGAAAGGGAACAUUUCUUUCAAAAACUAAACCGUGCGAUAUUUUUUCGCAUAUAUCAUAUUUUGAAUUUUAGGUUUCUUUUAAACAACCCUUUUGAGAGUCUACACGGUACUGCUGCCCAUGUGAUGUGCACACUGUUAACUGGUGGAAACCUCAUGUGGACUGGACUUUUAGCAUCUGUAUUAUUUUUGGUUUUGAUUGCUGUCGAAAGAUAUCAUGCCGUACUACAUCCUCUACAUCAUCAGAGUGGAUUUGUUGUCACAAAACUGAAAUCCAUUGUAACAGUAUUGUGGAUCUAUGCUUUCGUCUGGCAAAUUCCAGCGUUUUCCUUCUUUCGUUAUAGCAAUGAAGUCAAACAAUGUGUCCCAGCUUGGCCAGAUACUUUUGGUUACGUCAGAUCUGUUUGGUGGGUCAUCUCAACUGCUGUUAUUCCUGUAAUUAUGAUGGGAUAUCUUUAUACGCAGAUUGUGCUCAGAAUAUGGAAAACUAACUCUCCCGGAGUAGUAGGAAAUGGAAAAGUAAGGUAAAUUGAACUCACGGUCAUCUGCUUGAUUCAAAUAUUGGUUAGGAGAAUUCUACUAGCAAAGGUAUCUGACAUUCAACCAAUAUAAUGAGGGCAAAUAAACUAUAAUUAUAACAGCACAGUAAAUGGUAAAAUAAAUAUCAUAUUAUCCACUCCCCUAAGGGCUUUUCAGGGAUAAUUUACAACACUGGUUGGGGGACUUUGACAAGUAAUGAAGGAAUAAGCAAUGAUGCCCCCAUACAUGACUGUGAAAGGAGACUAUUCAAGGGCCAGGGGGCUGGAGAAAAGAAAACUCCCCCAACCCCGCCCACGAGAGCUUGGUCGCAGGCUAAGGUACAAUAAGCAAGGCAAACACCCAUUUAAUUUGUUAACCAUAUUUAUUAAUUGAUAGAAGCGAAAAAAUUCAUUUCACGUUCCGUUGACAUCAAUGAGAAGAAAUUAUAAUUGAUGGGAAAUCACUGUCACUACUCGUGAAAUAUGGCGAAAAGUUUUUUGAGCGUUUUGUCAAUAAUUUUUAUCAAUUUUCGGAGCCUUUUCACUCGUCACCAUUUGAUUGGUGAUUGGCUGAGGUACUUGAGUAGGAAAAAACCGUUCUUUGCCUAAAUGACAAUUUUUUCCCAAAAGCCGUUGGAAGUCCCAGCCUCACUGACCCUCUCUCGUACUCUCCCUCUAAUACGCUUGUUCGAGAAAAAUAUGCAAGUAAGAAAAAGAUAAUCACCUUUUAACAAAGCAAAAUGAAGGAUUAUUGAAGGUUACAGAGGAAUUGUUGAGAAAAAUGAAUAAGAAACAAAUGGCGUAGAGCUAUAAAAAGAACUGCGAUCGUCCUAAAAUCGGUGCAUAUUGUAAUAAAAGUAAAAAUUGCUAAUAUACCUCUGGGUGUCCAGAGGCUUACGUAAUGAUUUUUGUUAGCUUUUACGCCUCUUAUGGUGCAUUAUUUUGCGACCAAACCGCCUCCCAAGAAGUUUUUCGUCCCUCAUCUUGGCAGUUGUUUACCAUCCUCACUGGACCAAAGACGAAAACGAUUCUCUGCGAGAUCAGUUAUUUCAAUCUAUCUCGCUAGCUGAAUCGCGACACGCUAAUUUUGCACUCAUUGUAGCUGGUGAUUUAAAUCGCCUUGAAAUCAAGUCACUCAAGAAACAGUUUCGUCUCAAAAAAUUGUUAAAAAGCCUACUAGGAAGAAUGCCAUACUCGAUCUAGUUCUUACGGGCUUGCACAAAAUAUUACGACGAGUCGCGUUCAUCCCCGCCCUUCGGCCUCUCAGAUAACAACAAAGUUACAGCAAAAGCUAGAGUGACAAAAAGUGGUCAAAACCCCAUAAAGUUAAUGCUCAAGCGCGGCACGCGCGCCAAGUCGCAAAGCAGACUUGGGGAGACAUCUGAGUGUUAUGGAUUGGCCCACACUGUUUUCCUUUCUUGACUGCUGUAACGAUAUGCUAAAGGUGUUCUACAAAGCACUGCGCACAGAACUCGAUCCGCUCAUGCCCGUUAAGAGGGUGCGUGUGAACACAUCUGAUCAUGACUCCCGUGGAUGACCCAGCACCUGAAAUCGCGUAUACUUAAAAGGCAGAAGGGCUUUCAAGAAUACGGUAUUAAAUCAGCUCAGUUUAAGUUCUACCAUAACGCAGUCCACCGCGAGCGAAAAUCAUGUAAAGCUGUCUUCUUUAAAACCAAGGUACAAAGCACGAAAGAAGAAGACCCAAAGGCAUGGUCGAGAGAGGCAAAACGUUUUUCUGGUGUACGCGCACAUUCUGGGGCCUUGUGUAACCAUAUUCAUGGGGAGGGUACUGAUAAACCAUCUCCACAGGAACUGGCGAACGCUAUCAAUGAGGCGUUUCUAGAACCAAUGGAAGAAUAUCGUCUGCCCCCACCUCCCGGUGGUGUCAGAGUUAUGCAUUGGGAGACUCUUAGCAAAAUUAAAUCCGUCUAAGGUGUGUGGACCAGAUGAAGUACCCAAUUGCUGGCUACUGCGAGAGCGACCUUCUCGCUUACUCUGUAUGUAGUAUGAUUAAUGCCUCCCUAAAAGAACGGCCCCUUCCUAUCAUCUAGAAGUAAGCAGAUGUAUCCCCACUACCCAAGAAAAAGAAGGUUGAGGAUUUGACAAAACAUCUGACAUCAAUCUCCGUUACCGUCUGUUUAUCGAAAGUCUCUGAGGAUUGUGUCGUACACGAUUACAUAAAGCCUGCUGUCUCAAGGUCGUGGACCCGAAUCGGUAUUUUGCGGUACCUAAUUCGUCCACCACACAGGCCCUCGUACACAUGGUCCACAGCUGGGCUUAAGCAACAGACGGCAAUAACGCUACGAUCAGGACUGUGCUAUUCGAUUAUCGAAAAGCAUUCGAUCUAAUUGACGACAGGAUACUUGUUGAUAAAUAAUUCAAAUUAGUUCUACCAACCAGAAAAAACAACUGGAUGAUUGAACUUCUGUCCGGUCGUUCUCAGCGGGCUAAGCUAGCUGAAGGACUACUACAAGUAGGGCUCUGUCCCUUUCUGGGGUCCCCCAGGGGACAAAGCUAGGGCCUUGGCUUUUCCUUAUUUUGAUCUAUGAUCCAAGUCUUAAUGGAAAUUUCACGUCUAGCUCUGGAAGUAUGUCGAUGACACGACAACGUUAGAAGUUGUCGGAAGGGUGAUAUUGUUGAAGGGUGGUGCGAGUAAUGCACAACGUAUAGCAGACUGCAGUGUAGCUCAGUGGUCCUUAGAUAAUAGGGUCCAACUGAACAGCGAAAAGUGUAAAGAACUUAGAGUCUCUUUCACUAAAAAGCAGUCUGAGUUCCAUCAUAUUCUUGUAAAUGGUAACCAGCUUGAAGUAGUUAGAAGCGCAAAGCUGCUGAGUGUGAUCAUGGUAUGAGCACGUUAACGAAACCGUAAAGAAGGCGUCUGAACGUUUGUAUUUCCCAGUUCAGCUUAAAUGGGCAAGGUUCCCUGUAGGAAUUUCAUCCUCUCUUAUGUCACAUGUAGAAGAUCAAUCCUAGUUUAUGCAGCACCUGUAUUCUUCUAUGCUCUGCCCAAGUAUUUACGGUGCGAGCUGGAGCGGAUCCAGGAAAGGGCAAUGCCCAGUCUGUCUCAUAACGUGGCACUUAAGGAAACUGGUAUUCCAACCAUUAUUUCAUAUUGAGAGAAAAUAUGUGACACGGUUUUUAACGCUGCCCUCGGCAACAAGGAUAACAAACUUAACAAGUUAUUAACUGAAGCCAAUAAGGCUCCAAAUGCACUAAGAAAUCAGCGACACUUUGGACUUCCAAAGUGGAACACAGACCGUUAAGAACACUUUAAUUAAUUUCUUUUGUCAUCGUGCCUAAAGUACAAUUAAAUGAUUCGGUUUUAAUGCUUUUAUAUAUUAUAUGCAAGAAUUUUUAAUAUUGAGAUAUUGUAAAUUAUUCAAUUUUUAGCUUAGCUUUUUUGUAAAUAAGUAAUUCAGCCACUGGCUGCCUAUUUAUUUAUUUAUUUAUUUUAAUAAACUAUCUAUCUAUUAACCAGUGCGCCCCAGUGACUUAUGAAGACUCCUCCCAUCCCUCGCCCAGCUACCAGCGGUCCCUCCGGCGUUUGGAUGUCAAAAACAGCAACGUUAUAGCGGCUGAUUUAAAAAAAAAAAACAAAAGAAGCACCACCUAUUUUCUUCUGCAAAAGAUGAAGCGGAGAAUAUACCAAAUAGGAUUCAGUAUUGAAGGGAAAAUAAGUUUUCUACGUUUUUCUCUGAUUAUGUUUUUUCUUCAUUUAAUAGCCAGAGUUGGUGCUUUUAUUUGUUCAGUUGAACUAAGUUUCUACUUCUUUUAUAAUAUAAUUUUGUUAUACCGUUUGUUCUUUAUCAGGAGAAAGAUUACACGCAUGACCUUGAUAAUCAGCGUCAUUUACAUCCUUACUUGGAUCCCAAACAGCGUCAUUUUUCUGCUACUUCGGUUCACUGACCACGUGACACCUAACUCGCCAGUUGAUCAGCUUGGAAUUCUGCUUGUCACUUUUAACUCGUGUGCAUGCUGUUGUGUAAGCCACGUUUUUCGAGAAACGCUAUUGCUCCGGUGGCGUACGCCACCACCCACCAGCGUGUAG